CUCACAGCACAGCUGUUUGGAGCCAUGCUGAAUCCAGCAGAGGCUGAAGGAGCAGCGCUGCAAGCACAGUUGUUCCGACAGCCCAGGUGGGCAACACCGAAAGCUACUGACAUGCCUGCCAGGAGUAUUAAAUUCCGAGCUCUGGUAAUCUUAAUCAGCCUGCUCCACAGAGCAAGGAAGAAGAAGUGUCUAAGGAAGCAUGAUGGGGAAGAUCACAACAUCUCCAGUUCAUUAGAACCACCAAGCCCAGAAUCACAGCCUUCGUACUCUACACGGUCAUAUCUCAAGAACAGUGACUUCUUUGAAAUGAUUGAAAAGAUGCAGGGAUGCAGAAUGGAUGAACAGAGAUGCCCUCUUCCACCACCUCUUAAAACAGAAGAAGAUUAUAUUCCUUACCCCAGUGUUCAUGAGGUCCUCCAACGUGAGACCCCUUAUCCUAUCAUCCUGCUCCCUCAGUUUGGCGGUUACUGGAUCGAGGGAACAAACCAUGAAAUAAGAAGCUCUCCUGAAACAGAGCAGCUGUCAUCUCCUCCUUCUAAACUCAAGCUGGAAUGUAACACAAUUGCCAAACUCUACAGGAAACAGUUCUUGGGAAAGGAACAUUUUAAUUAUUACUGCAUUGACAGCGCACUGGGUCACUUAGUAUUCUCCCUCAAGUAUGAUGUCAUUGGUGACCAAGAACAUCUCCGCCUCUUACUAAGAACCAAAUACAAAACCUAUCAGGAUGUGAUCCCCAUAUCUUGUCUCACCGAAUUUCCUAAUGUGGUUCAAAUGGCAAAGCUUGUUUGUGAGGAAGUAAAUGUGGAUCGUUUCUACCCAGUUUUAUACCCUAAGGCCUCUCGCUUGAUUGUAACAUUUGAUGAGCAUGUCAUCAGCAAUCAUUUCAAGUUUGGGGUUAUUUAUCAGAAGCUUGGCCAGACCUCAGAGGAAGAAUUAUUUACCAACAAUGAGGAAAGCCUCGCCUUUGUCGAGUUUCUGGAGCUGUUAGGAGAGAAAGUUGAGCUGCAAGAUUUCAAAGGAUUUCGAGGAGGCCUUGAUGUUGCACAUGGCCAAACAGGGACAGAGUCGAUUUACUGCAAAUUUAGAAGCAAAGAAAUAAUGUUCCAUGUUUCCACAAAGCUCCCAUACACUGAAGGUGAUGCACAGCAACUUCAAAGAAAGCGACACAUAGGAAAUGACAUUGUGGCCAUAAUCUUCCAGGAUGAAAACACCCCUUUUGUGCCAGAUAUGAUUGCGUCAAACUUUCUACAUGCUUACAUUGUUGUCCAGGUGGAAAAGCCAUGUAGUAACCACACCGUGUACAAGGUCUCUGUCACAGCAAGAGACGAUGUUCCGUUCUUUGGUCCAGCCCUUCCUGAUCCAGCUGUGUUUAGAAAGGGUCCUGAAUUUCAGGAGUUCUUACUCACAAAACUCAUUAAUGCAGAAUAUGCUUGCUAUAAGGCAGAGAAGUUUGCUAAAUUAGAGGAGAGGACAAGAUCAGCCUUACUGGAGACUCUCUAUGAAGAGCUCCAUGUAAACAGUCAGGCUAUGAUGGGCCUAGGUAACGAGGAUGAAAAGAUUGAGAAUGGAGGAAGUGGAGGAGGAGGAGGAGGAGGCUUCUUUGAAUCCUUUAAGCGGGUGAUUAGAAGUCGAAGCCAGUCGAUGGAUGCCAUGGGUCUCAGCAAUAAGAAACAGAACACUGUCUCUACGAGUCACAGUGGCAGUUUCACCCACAACACAGGAGAAACCAUCAAAGCCCCUGGCAUUUUGUUGCUUGUGCCUGGAAAAAGCCCAACUAAGCACGGACGCCGAGGCAGUGCUAUAGGCAUAGGAACGAUAGAAGAGUCAUUGAUUAUUCCUGGAAAAAGUCCAACGAGGAAGAAAUCCGGACCUUUCAGCUCUCGCCGCAGCAGUGCCAUCGGAAUAGAGAACAUUCAGGAGGUGGUGGAGAGAAGGGAGAGUACAUCAAGUACCCAGAAAACCCCAGAUAGUGGUCAUGUAUCACAGGAACCAAAGUCCGAAAACUCGUCCAAUCAGAGCUCUCCAGAAAUGCCUACAACAAAGAACAGAAUACUAAUAAAUCAGAAGGCUUCAAACGAAGGUCAGGAUCUCUCACGAUCAUCUUCAAAUGCCAGCAGCUUUGCCAGUGUUGUGGAGGAGAAUGAAGUUCUCGAAGACUAUGACACUGGAAUGGACAGUCUUUCUUCUGUGGGUACACCUCAUAAGAGGGAUUCCUUCACCUACACCACAUGGCUGGAUGACAGCAUGAGCACAACCAGCGCACUGAGUGGAGGAAGCUCAACAGGUGGCCCACGUCCACUCCUAGAUGUUAACAAAGCUGGUGACUUACCGAGAUCAGAGAUCAAAAUUAAACUCGAGAGACCUGAGCAGCAGAAACUCAGUCAGCAAGAUCUGGAGAAUUAAAUGUUGAAGCAGUUUAACAAGAAGAAUUACCAAAAGAGACACAAGCUGAUGGAGUUGAGGAGAAACCGAAUGUUUGCCACUAAUGAAGAUGACGCCUUACUCUCUAAAGGAAGCCAGCAGAAACCAGGGUUGUAAAAAUGAAGAAUUUAUUUGGAAUUUAGAAAUAUAUCUCAAACUGCAUUGCACUUUGAUGGAGAUUCAGUUUCAGCUGGCUCUGUGUUGAAACUAUUGUGAUUGUCUAUUUCUUGUGUUUUGGUGUUAAUAUUGUCAUUGGAUAUAGUCUACAAGCACAAAUGGUAAAGUUAAUGGAGCACUGUCAACACUGUUAAAACACUGCAUUAGGCCUAUUUAUGGAGAUUGUUGCUGUGUUUUGGUGAUUAUUGCUAAACCUAGCUAAAUAUCAUCACUGAAUGGAAAAAUUGUAAAUAUGCUUUUGUAAAUAAUGCAAAAUAAAUAUCUUAAAUGUUACAAUCAAAA
Molecule: messenger RNA, 2880 nt
Organism: Carcharodon carcharias (great white shark)
Lineage: Eukaryota; Metazoa; Chordata; Chondrichthyes; Lamniformes; Lamnidae
Gene: rap1gapa
Product: RAP1 GTPase activating protein a
Exons: 25
Coding region: 25-2403 (792 amino acids)
Biological process (GO): activation of GTPase activity; regulation of small GTPase mediated signal transduction
Cellular component (GO): cytoplasm
Molecular function (GO): GTPase activator activity
Source: RefSeq, a predicted model, not a curated record